Molecule: messenger RNA, 1781 nt
Organism: [Torrubiella] hemipterigena
Lineage: Eukaryota; Fungi; Ascomycota; Sordariomycetes; Hypocreales; Clavicipitaceae
Source: the annotation of a GenBank genome assembly
UUUCGGGAUUCUUAUUAGUGAUAUGAUGGAUAUUAGUUCUGAAUUAACUCUCGAUGCGUUGCUUCAUAAAUUGAUUCAUCUUCCGUACCGGCUUUAUUUCUAUUUGACCAAAUUCUGUUACAAUGCUCUCGUCUUUCCUUUCCGUCCAGUCUUGUAAUAUGGAUCGCGUCGUCCGGGUUUUUCGGCUUUACCCUUGUUUAUGUAAACAUAAAUCGCCACACAUUUAACGAAACGAGGCUAUCCGGUUCCCUGUAAUACUUCUUACAUCUACUGAUACUUUCGUUUAGUAGGGAACCAACUAAAAAUAUCAAUGCAUUCAAGUGACGAAAGAACUUUACCCCUGCGAAACGAACCUGGUGAUACUAUUGUUCCUAAUAGCGCCAACAGACGGUCUCGCAGCAGGCCGGGCCGAGUCAAACGAUGGGCGCCAAAAACUAAAACUGGCUGCACAACCUGCAGGUAGAUAUAUCAUCUGACUCUAACGAGUUAAACUAAUUAUAUAGAGAUUUUGUAAAUAUUCGGCAACCGAUGCCAUGAUGAAUGCGUUUAUCACUACAGCUACCACCUGUGAAUUUGGCAAUUAUAUCAACACCGCACGACCAAUACCAACUUAUAUAAUAUUUGUCCUAGUUAUACUCAAUGUGCUGGUUGUAGCACCAUUCCAUUCUUCUGGUCCAUCAUCUUUACUUAUUCCCGAUCCUCCAUGUUCACAUUCCAGGAAGCUGCCGCCGCUUCAGUGCAGGCCAGGCGUCGCAUCAAACAACAUAUAUAUGAAACGCCGUUGAUCCCGGCUAGAAAGACCGGACAAGACCAUGCAGCCAAAGUUCUUUUUAAAGCUGAGAAUUUCCAAUUAACAGGGUCCUUCAAACUUCGAGGUGCCAUGUCAAAACUUUCCGCACAACGGCAAGGUGGGCCACUCAUUACAGCGUCGUCAGGUAACCAUGGGAUUGGUGCCUCGCUUGCAGCCCAGAAGCUAGACAAAAAUCUUACAGUUGUGCUUCCGGAGACAGUGAUCACUACCAAGUUGGACAAGAUCAAAUCAUAUGGCGCGAAGGUGCUGUUCCAUGGAUCAGAAGCCGGCUUGGCGGAACAACACGCGCAGGACCUUGCCAAAUCGGGCUCUUAUACAUAUAUUUCUCCUUACAAUGACCCUGACAUCAUCGCUGGCCAAGGGACUAUCGGACUCGAAAUUCUAGAGCAAUGCGAGACAGUUGAUAAUGUCUUCAUCUCAAUGGGGGGUGGUGGACUUAUUAGCGGGAUCGGCUCCGUUAUAAAAGCUUUCAGCCCCAAAACCAUGGUUUACGGUGUUGCUGCUACUAACUCAAGAGCUCUUGCUGCCUCUAUUGCUGCUGGUCGUGUUGUAGUAACGGAACAUUUGCCGACACUGGCUGAAGCUGUAUCUGGCGGUAUCGACGAAGACACCAUCACACUCCCACUUGCUACAGGAGUGAUAGACGAGGUCAUUGAAUGCACCGAGGAAGAAAUCGCGUCUUCUAUGAAAGCGCUAGCGCUGGACGAAAACAUGUUGGUAGAAGGUUCUGCGGCUCUUGCUCUUGCUGGCUUCAAGCGAGUUGCUAGCAAGUUGGCUGGACAAACAACUGUGAUAGUUCUGUGCGGAGCCAACUUUGACCAAGAUGUCAUGCGAAAUAUUCUUAUUGAUUAGAAAGAAGAGCAUUACUGCGUCUGGAUGCAUUAUAUGUAUUUACGCAUACGAACCACGUUGACUUUUAUUAUUUAUACUUAUUUAGCUUACACAAUACAUUCCUAGAUUAUUCCUUCUG